AUGGGACAUGACACUGCAAAUACAAUUGUAUCUGUAAACCAGUCAGAUGGCGCCACAACUGUGGGGACAACUAAACAUUCAAAAGUCACACCAGAAGAGAUCCUGAGUGGUGGAAACAGCAUCGUAUUUCUGGAGACCAGUGAAAGGAUACAACUCCCUUCCUUGGUCUUAUGUGCAAUCGAGUCAGCAGCUCAAGUCUACCCACACAGAUCAGUGGUUCUUUUCAUGAAGGGAUUAAACCAUACAAAUGCAGAAGAUCAGGAGAAUGUUCUCAGUCAUUACCCAACCCUUUUAUCUCUGGACAAUAUUUACAUCUUUCCUCUGAUAAUGGAAGAUAUUUUCAACAAUACGCCUCUUUUCAACUGGUAUGAGAAGAUUAAUAGUACUUUGGAAAAAUAUUGGAUCCAUGUAAGCUCAGAUGGAUGCAGACUAGCACUGAUCUGGAAAUAUGGAGGCAUUUAUAUGGACACAGACAUCAUUUCAAUAUGGCCUAUACCCCAUAUGGACUUUCUAGCAGGUGAAUCACAUCAGUAUUCCAGCAAUGGUGUUUUUGGAUUUCCUCCCCAGCAUAACUUUACCUGGACGUGCAUGGAAAAUUUUGUUAAGAAUUAUAAUGGCAAUUCAUGGGGAAAUCAAGGGCCUCAUCUCUUUACUCGUGUUUUGAAAACGGUAUGUGAUUUACCACGUUUCAACAAUACAGAGGAUAUCAUGUGUGGCAACAUUUCCUUUUUAAAUCCUCAAAGAUUUUAUCCCAUUAAUUACCCGUCUUGGGGAAAGUUCUAUGAGGUCUGGACCAAGUUGCCAACUUUCAAUGAAUCCUAUGCUUUGCACCUUUGGAAUUUUAUGAAUCAUAACCGUAAAGCUAUGCUACCAGGGAGCAACACUUUGGUGGAACAUCUCUAUCAACAGCAUUGCCCUUCUACAUAUGCAACACUUCAGAGGAAUGAAAGUAUUUAUACCUAG
Molecule: messenger RNA, 963 nt
Organism: Staurois parvus
Lineage: Eukaryota; Metazoa; Chordata; Amphibia; Anura; Ranidae
Source: the annotation of a GenBank genome assembly